Strongylocentrotus purpuratus (purple sea urchin) is the source of this 2247-nucleotide messenger RNA. RefSeq names its product NXPE family member 3. Bases 11 to 1681 code for a protein of 556 amino acids. Lineage: Eukaryota; Metazoa; Echinodermata; Echinoidea; Camarodonta; Strongylocentrotidae. The transcript has 6 exons. The record is from RefSeq and is a predicted model, not a curated record.
UUAUACAGACAUGUCGAGAGCACGUAGAUAUGGAGUGGUUGGAAUUAUUUGUCUCAUUAUUAUGUCAGUGUUGGGAAUGUAUCUUGACAACGUGGAGAUCUCACAAACUAACUUGAUCACGUUCUCUAAACAUGAUAAACCACGUCGUAGCAUAGCUACAAUGCACCUGCCAUCAAGCUGUGGACCAACGCAUCCAAAUCAUACAACCGUUUCUCUCGUAUCAAUUGUUCGUGGAUCCGAGACAAUUCCAUGGUCACCUAAGACUGAGGAUGCGACGGGACAGACAGUUGUGGUAGGGGACAAACUGAAGUUUAGUUUAGAGGCUCGAGAUGUCAUGGGACGGCUAAAGAUACUCGGUGGAGACUACUGGUUUGCCAUCAUGGAGGAUCUAAAUAAAAACGCAUCUACUGUCGGGCGAAUAGUUGACCAUGAGAAUGGUCUAUACACCUUACUCUUUGUUGCUGGAUGGAGUGGGAUGAUUAGACUUCGUAUCACACUUGUUCAUCCCGCUGAAUUAGCCAAGUGGAUCAGAACUGAAUACCUCCAUAGCAUGAGAGCUCCCAGCUGGUCAGGACUGUUCAAAUUUGGAGAGCACGAAGAACGAUCACCGUGUUCCCUCAGCCUCGACGCCGUUUGGAGUGAGAAGUGUGUAGCCAAGCCUAAAGCUCUACAGUACGCCAUCAUAGUAUGCAAUCCACCAAAGACCCUUCCAUGCGAUACACUAGUGAGCCUUAAUGGAAUUCCAUCUCUCUACACACAAGACUUCAAGAAACGUUUACCAUCAGCCCGCAAGAAAUUUCUUCAGAGACCAUAUUACUAUACAGCCAUCACAAACGUUCCAAGUGAUAUUUUUGUUACUGCGGAUGACUCAAAGAGACAGCACCUUCUUUCUGAUGGAACGUCUUAUCUACCGCGCUGUGAACCAGGAAUGGACACGCCUUUGACAGAAGGAUACUGGUGGAACAGGACUUGGUUCUCUUUAACUUGUGGUCCUCGUGUCUCUUUGAACAAGGCCAAUGUACAUCAUUGUCUUCACGAUACCAACAUCUACUUCACCGGUGAUUCGACCACAAGGCAAUGGUUUGCCGCCAUCACCGAGGCCCUAGGGUUAGGACAACCCGAGGAUCAUGAAAGGGCUUUUCUGCUGCAGAGACGUGAUAAGGCAGCAAAUCUAAACCUUACAUUUAUCUUUCAUCCUCUUACGGCCCAUCCCCAGCAGGUCUUUGUCAAUCUCUCGACGGUCAAGUUUGAAGCUGAUGUUAUCCUCGAGUUGCCACGUCAUACCUGUAGGAAUGUUGUCGUGUUCAGUCCAUGGGCACACUUCUCUAUCUGGCAGUGGGAGGCUUACACGGACUGGUUGAAGGGCAUCAGGGCAGCCAUUUUGGUUGCCAAGCAAAGAUGUCCGGAUCUCCUUUUUGUUUAUAAGAGUCCACAUCCCGUAGACAAGUGGUCGGUGUUCCCUGCGAGAGACGUUGUCUUUAAUGAGAUGAGAGCACUUGUCAGGGAUAUUUUUGAAGGUCUUGGUGUAAUCUUCGUUGAUAUAUGGGAUAUAAACCUAGGAAGUCCAUGGCCUAUUACAUUACAUAUGCCCAGUGACGUCAUUGAUCAGGAAGUUUCUGUAUUGUUGUCUUACUUGUGUCCGUUGCUACAGAGCAGGGACAAGAAAAAAACAACGGUAUAGAGAUAAACAGUUUACAUCAGAGGGUGAUGUGUAGGAUGAAACAUUUAGUCACAAACAAAUUUGAAAAUCGUCUCAAUGUGAUUGUUUAGCAUGUAAAGGCAGAGGCCUAUGCUUCUAUCAAUAAUUAAGCGCUUAAAUGAUGUUCAGUCCUUACAUUACAAUGUGCUAAAUCCCUUUUUAUUUUCCUCUGUCUUAGUCCCUCCUUCUCUCUCUCGUUUGUUACAUGCUAUUGUAAUACCCCAAUCAGCCAUGAUCAUAAUGCUAUAUCGAAACCAGUUAAAUGUGAAGGGACUAUGAUGCAUUACUAGUAUCAAAAUGCAAAUCACAUCAAGAGGAUCGAUAAUAGCCAAACGUGCCUUAACUUUUUGAAUAAUAGAAAAGGCGAUUAUUCCCCUUCUUUCCAUAACUCCUUUGACUCUUAUUUCUUCAAUAUUAUUGUUCAAUGUGCCUUAAAACUCUGCCCAAUGUAUUUAUGAUAUAUAUUGUGCCUUUCUCAGGCAGAUCCAGGUUGUGGGCUUAGGGGGCACGGGCCUCCAGCCCCUGGUAAAAAAAAAAUUAGAAAAAAA